This is a messenger RNA of Folsomia candida, 3574 nucleotides long. RefSeq lists its product as uncharacterized. Lineage: Eukaryota; Metazoa; Arthropoda; Collembola; Entomobryomorpha; Isotomidae. The coding region runs from base 1 to 2037 and encodes 678 amino acids. The transcript is spliced from 11 exons. The record is from RefSeq and is a predicted model, not a curated record.
AUGUUCGGACCGACCUUCUACGAAAAUGCGGACCCUGUCCCCCGCGGCGUGGAAAAUGUCACGUGCUCCGCCCCCCUGCAAGGCGAAUGGAUCAUGAACCCUGACCCUCCCACCUUCACGUGGCCCGGCAACAGAUACAAGCAUCGCGUCUCCAUCACCGCCGGGGCGGACUUGGUCUUCAACCCGAACGCCACGGCAGACUCGACCUUCGGCGGCGCCAUCAAGUUCAUCUACGCCUUACCAACGUCCGAAGAACUCUACAGCCUCCACCCACCCUGGUACAACGACUCGGGCCGGGCGUACACCAUCGAGAAUGACGAGAUUCGCAAAAAAUUCGGGGCUCGACGCACCUGGACGCAUCAAGACGACGAUUAUUACGAAUACCCGCGCCGCGGGAAUAUCAAAAACGAGCCGGAACCCCACUACUUCGCGGCGGUACAACGCGUCCUUAACGAGUUCAACUGGGAGACGUGGCGGGCCUAUGCGCAUGAUAAUCCGGAUGUCCCAGGAAACACGUAUGAGCACUGGAUAGAUGUGGAUGGCAAAAAGCGUUGUAUCCUCUACGAAACGGACCAUAGUCAGGUAUAUUUCGCCAAUAGUUACACUCACCCCUACUACGAUGCGACCUGCAUCGGUCUGGACGCCCAGCACCUCGCGCGAAACCAAGUACCGCUGGAUACCGUGACCCCCGCCAAACUGAGGGCACCGAUAGUGCCGCAAUUAUCAGCGAAUGAGGAUGUCACCUUCAUCCGGGGGCCGAAGCAUGACGACAGACUGCCCCCCAUCACAGGGCGGUGCUUUCCAUCCCUCUUUGGCAACGAUGGCGUGGGCAGUCUCCACAACAGUCCGCCGUCAGGGGAUGCAUUCUUCCAGCAGUACAGAGCUCACACAACUUUGGAUCCUGCCCUGGGAAGGAUCAUCAAAACGGUGGAUCUCCAGUGGAGAACUCAGUCCAGGAAAACGUUCAAAGUAAGCUUGGUAGAAAAACAGACGAAGAACAACUUGCUUUGCAACUUGGCCAAGGACAUGAAGAAUCUCACGAAAAACAAAUGUCCCCUCCUCGUCCCGAGACCCUUCACCACCGCACCUACUCAUCCCCAUAGACUAAAACUCCAAGAACAACUACAGAAAAGGCCAAGUUUCAAGAAGACAAACGCGUACAAAAGGGGCAUGAUGGUGGCGGAAGAUCCGUUCACGCUUUUCAUCUGGGAUACGAGACUGAUUCACGGGAUUUUUAUGACCAUCAUUGCCAUGUUUGUGACGCCGGUGAGCUUCUUCUUGACGCGAUAUUUCAAAGAGACCUUCAUGAAUAGUCGGAUUUUUCUCCUUCGGGUCUGGUACUUUGUCCACCUUUCCCUCUCCUUCAUCACCAUCCUUCUCUUCAUGGUCGGAUUGUCGCGACAAAUUGGGAGCAAGGCGAUUUUAGGGGUCAGUUUGAGCCGCUCAGGGCUGGCGCAUCGCAUCAUGGGUUGGAUGUCUGUCGUAAUUUCGAUCCUGCUCUUCGUCCUGGGGGGAAUACGACCGCUGAACCGGCAAUUUCGGGCAAUAGUUAUCAUUUUGCAUGGCGUCAUGGGGCUCGCAUUCUACUGGAUGAGUCUGGCGUGCAUGAUAACGGCGAACGCAAUUCCCGGCUCACCCGCGGCCUACCAAGAUUUUUCGGUCCUUUCUUUCUCCGGAGGACAUCUGAGGAAGGAGGCCGUCUUCGUCAUCGUCACGUUUUGGAUUUUCUUCGAUAUUGCAAUGCACGUCAUGAUGACGAUUCUGCAAUCUCGCAGUGACAAAGAAAUGAAGCUGAAUGAACGUCGUCUAAUUCUGUUUUCAAUGAUUCCAGUCUUGUUGGAGAGGGAACGAUUCGAUGCACCGGGUCGUUUCGCUCGGAUUUACAUGCUGCGCGCGUACAUCGUUAUGGCGCUGGCGUGCACCGUUACAAUCUGUAUUUUCAUGUUGAACUACUCUCCGCGGAAGAAGGGGCUCGGAUUCAUGGUCUGUACGCAUGAAGGGCAUGAUUUCAACAUCCGCCAGAUAUACUCGUGUUAACUCAUCUCGUCACGCGAAAAAAAUAAACCGACGCUGUCAACUUUGUCACAAUUGAAGAAAAACAACGCUCCAAACCGGCAUAAAAUUUAGGGGUGAACUAAACAUUCCAUUUCAGCGAAUAAUUUAAGUGCUUCGGAUUCAGUGGGUUAGACUGCUAGCUAAUCUUGUCCCCGAAAAAUCGCCUCAAAAUCAACCCAACGCCACCAAAUUUGUCAGACUGGAAGAAAAUCAACGUCCCAAAAGCUAUGAAAAUUUACCAUUUAAAAGAUCCGACUUUCGUGAGCAAUAUAAGUGAUAAAUAAGUAGAAAUUAAUUUAUUCGGGAUCCGUUGUUUUAUAGAACUGUGCACAUUUAAAAAAUCUCUAAAUCUAACUAUUUUACAUAUACGGAAAUUUAUAAAAAAUAAAACGUAUUUUCAUUUUGUGUAAAUGUUUAUGUUUCCAAUAUCACACGACACAUUCAAGGUGAAGGUUGACUUGUAUCGUAGAGCAGCUAUGACGGCAUACCUCAAUUCGAUCGAGAUGUAUGUACAGACUGGUAAUUAUGUAAAUGAAUUAAUCAAUGACUAAUUAACUUAUUAAAUACAUAAUACUUUUAAUAUGACGGUAGCUAAGUAAGUUAAGUAAUUGUGGAGUGAAACGCGAGACUAGAAAUUAUGUAAUACAGAUAAUUACGUAUUAUUAUUGGCAGUUAUUUAAUUUCGAGAAGGAAAAAAAUCACGUGUAUUUUUUUGACAUUGAUCCAGAUUUUGAUCCAGUUUUUUGGUCAAUUAUGAAAAAGUGCAUGCAAUUGCAUUGUAUAAAAUUCGUCCCAUUUUAAGAUUUAAAAACCCUGUUUUUUUCUACAGAUUGAUUACUAUUUUAGUAAUCAAUGUGCUUUUAGUAAUCAAUGUGCUUUUAGUAAUGAGCUCAUUUAAGUUAAAUUAAAAAGUGGACCAGUCAACUUUCUUCAUUUUGAAUUCACAUGGAUUUUUUCUGACAUUGAUCCAGUUUUUUAAGUUAAAUGUAAAAAGUGCAUCAAAUUAGUCCCAUUUUUACGAUUAGUGCAAAACUGAUCUAUGUUUUUGCAAUUUGAUUACUAUUUUGGUAACGAGCUCAGUUGAAUUAAAUUAAAUUAAAAAGUGGAAUAGUCAACUUUCUUCAUUUUAAAGUUAACUGCAAAUUAUUAUGUUUACCUUGAUGAUUUAAAUGGUUUGCAAUUUAGCUGUUGCAGAAAUUAAAUAUUAUGAUAUGAGUCGUUCGUUAUCGUUAAUAUUCAUUCAUAACAAGUUAAUUCGCCUCAUAGUUAAAUAAAUAGUUAAAUAAAAUCUAUUGUUAAAAAAACUUGUCUGAUUGUCAACUCGAUGAAAUGAAUGACAUUUGCUUGCCAAACUGAACAAACAAGUUCGUUCAUCACGGAGGAAAUAAGUAAUAAAUCGUGAUUUGUAUAUUUAUUAAAAUUUUGCAUGCAAAAAACUAUUUGCAAAAAUUGAGUCCAGUUACAUCCAGAUUUGUGAUUUCGAAUUUUGCGAAUAAAAAAGUUGUAUCGUGUGCUAAUA